AUCUUAACAACAAUAAACAGAAGCGUCGAUACAGUUUCACACGGUUCUCCGCGGAAACCUGUGCGAUAAUGGAACGCAGCUGGUAAUCGAAGAUUCGAACGUGAAUCGAGCGGAAGCAUCGUGGUCUGCGGAGCGAUUCGAGGGUGGACCAGUUCGUGAGUAACGUGAACCGUGUAUCGAUCCGCCAUUGCGAUAAUUGGAGCAACGAAGAUCUUUUUCCUCGGCCACCAUCCAAUAAAGGUCACGUUCGCGACUCGACACGCUCUCGUCCCGGUAUAUAGCGAAGGAAAAACCGUAUUAAUCCCUGAGAACGUGACUCUUUCUCACCCAUAAUGUUACCAGACUCGACUUGUUGCCAAUCGAUUGCCUCACCGAGGAUGACGCCGUUAUCCACCCACGAUUUUUCGACGUACGAGAACAAAUGACGGUUUUUUCGUCCUCGAUUUUAAUCGUAUCGUAUAUGAGUGAUAUGAAAAAAGAUCGAUACACGCCGAUUUGUCCAAUUUUAACUAUCAUUCUGAUUCAUCGGCUCCAUAAGAAACCCAUGAAAAAUUAAGAAAAGCAAUUGGAAUUUUCAUUCAAUAAAAUGGCAUUGCUAAUCAAUGCAUCCAGAUAUGAACAAGGGUGUAAUUACGGUGGAAGAGAUCUAGGCAUCGAUUACUAAUGCGGAUGAAUUAUAAGAGUUAUUCGAAGAAUUUGAAGAGGCGAUACAAGUUUGAUAGAUGCGACAGGGUGUUUCGCAAAAUCUCGUUAUUUCUUAAUUUAUGGAUUGUGUUGGUAUGGGGCAAAGGGGAGUGUAAACUAAUUGACGCAAUAAGUCGAUAAUUACGAGGAACAACGUUGGAAACGCUUGAAACAUUCAGGCCAAUUAUGCCGUAGGUUGAAGAUCACGCCUGUGUCGGUUACCUGUUAUUCGUCCCCUUUAUCGCCGGAGAAAUCGAAAAUUACGCUAAUUACGCCGCUUUUACGUCCGUCUAAUCGAUUCCUUUGUUCCGUACGCAAGGCGGUAUCAACCACUGCCAUUUAUCUUCACCGAGGAGAAUACGUUUUUCCUCUCGUAUUUUUUUUUUUUUUCUCUUUCGUGCAAUCCUCGAAUAUAUACAGUGAGAAAAGUAUUUGCGUAAAUUACGCGAAAUGAUUUAUUCCGAGCUAUCGUUACACUUCGUGUUUCAUACGAUCAUUUUUUGCAAUAUGGUUCAAUUGGAAAUUAACGUAUUAUUUUUAUUAAUCUAUCAUCCUUUUCCAACAGAUUCGUAUAAACGAAAUUCUGGAAUAUACCGAAUGAUAAGAAAUUGAUUAUAUUUGUAAUUAAUACACUGUAUAAAUUCCAUUAAAUUUCUUAUAACUUGAAUUUUUAUGGACACUUUGUGUAUAAUUAUAUUUCUUCCUUAACUCCGUUUCUCUUCGUGACGUUUAAUGAAAAUCGAUCGAAUGUUUUGCGAGCGUGGAAGCUGCGAAUCGCAACGAUUUCGAGAUUACCAGGGACGAAAACGUUCCCAUGAAUAGCCAGGAGAAACGCCCGAUCCCAUUAUACCGCGCAACGAAACGAUCGAACUUUGCCCGUUCGGCACAAAGCGGGACUCGAGGCGAAUACCGAAAGUUCCAUUUGACGAAAGACGGCCUUUCUGCAUAACUUUACCGAGUUCCGCCCUGUAAAAAGAGAUCGAUGACGGGCGGUACACGAUAAAUCUAUUCCAUCAACAACGUUAAACGUAGUAGGGACGGACGUUUUGUCGUCGAUCGAUCGAUCCACGAAAUCAAUCUUCGUCCAUUUAUUACUUGGUCGCUUCAAAGGAUACACGCAAUUUUUUUUUGUGCCUUGAGGGAACAUUUCACUUUGGUAAACUUCGAAAAAAAAAUUUUACUCGUCUACGAAUGGAAAAUCGAAGCGAGAUUAUGGAUUAUUUUAUCCUUCCACUGUCAUAAUGUUUUCAUUUACAGUCUAUUCAACGAAAGAGAAAUUUUUCUUCAAAACGUUGAAAAAUCACAACGAAUCUCAGAUCGAUAACAAACCAAUUCGUGAAAUGGCACAACUUUACAAGAAUAAUCUUUAUUUCCGUGAUAUCCGUAAAAAUUGCCAAAUAAAAUAUAUUUUCGAACUUUAUUCGUCGAAUUCCAUCAGAAGAUAAAACAAGAAAGGAGGAUCGAUGAAGAGAAAACGGUGAAAAAUGGGAGGAAUUCCGAGUGGAAGUUUCGCAAUUCUGGUUGAAGGUCAGCCAAGGGGCCCCGUGUCCCAAGGGUGGGUGUGCCGGAUGCUGACCUUCUUGCACAAUGGCUGAGGCUGCACCAUCAGCGGAUAUGAUUUGAAGGGAUCAACCGGAGGCGCGGUCGGGCAUCCUAGAACGGUAUAUAAAGUCGGAUCAAAUGGUCCGUGGGCACACUCAGCAAUCAGUCGAUCGGGAAGAUGAAGGCCUUCGUGAUCCAGCUAGCUUUCCUCGCCUUCGUCGCAGCUGCGCCCCGUCAGCGUCGCGAUGCUAUUUGGGGUGGAUAUCACGGUGGUCAUCUUGGAUACGCUCACGGUGUGGCGAUCGCUGGUCCAGCCUUGGGACCAGCCAGUGUCGCCGGUCCUCACAUCGGAUCCACCAUGGUGGCAGCGCCGUCCAUAGGGCCGGCUAAGCUAUCCGGAUCAGUGGCUGGACCGGUGCACGUUUCCGGUGCUGUCGCUGGCUCUGCCCUUGUCACUGCUUCCGUUGCUGGGCCUGCUCACGUUGAAGGCUACGACGCUGGUCCCUACGAUGGAGGAGUCGGUGUCGGGUACGCUGGUCCGGCUUACAGUUACGCGGGAUACCCGGAGUACGCGGGACUUGGUAGCCACGGAGCGGUGAUAGCAGGUGCGGCGUCUCAUGGUGCGGUUCUCGCAGGACCAACAUCCCAUGGCGCCGUGCUUUCUGGACCUCAUUCGGGAACCGCGGCGGUAUCCGGCCCCCACGCUGGAUCGGUGGUGAUCGCCGGCCCCUCCGGCAAAAUCACUACCCACGGGACCGGUUAUGGCGCGAUCCACUCUGGCCACUCUGGUCAUUGGUAACGAGUCCAAGUUUCCUGUUGGAAAGAAAAGGAAAGAAAAGGGGAGAAUAAAUGGAAAUCUCGUCGAUCGAAUAAUCCAGUUGUCAGUCAAGGUAUCGAUAUGUUAUGAUCGUUGUUUAGAUUACGUUUAGAUUUGUCUCGCGACGAUCCCCCGAAUAUUAUGAUUUUUGUACGCAUGGUCGGUUUUUAUACGGUUAUAUACUUUAUUAUUAUUAUUAUUUUUUAAAAAAAGAAAUAGAUAAUAAAUAGUUUGUAACAUACAUUUAGAUAUAAUAUACAUAUAUAUAUAUAUAUAUAUAUAUACAUAUAUACGUAUAGUGUAAUUUUAAUUCUGAUCUCGUAUAAUAAUACACACGAUUUAGUUAUACACGUUUAAUCACGUUGUUAACUCUUGCACGCUUCUAUGGUUUAAUCGAGUUAUAUAUACGGCUUAACCUUUAGUUCGCUUUAAAUUCGUUACUCGUUCCGUUUUAACGAGCUGUAAAAUAAUUGGUGCACGUUUUAAUUUUAUAAAGUAAAGUAAAGAAAGAAAGAAAGAAAAAAAAAAUGUCGUAUACUGUCUCGUGAAUCUAUUUCUAUUUUGAAUAUCGAUCGCGUGUAUUUUCAUUAAAUUAAAAGGGAAUUAAAAAGGGAAAAAUUAAAAACUUUCUCGAAUAGGAGAUUUAGCGUUUAUAUAGAUCUUGCUACUAAUACAGGCAGAUCACGAAAACGUUUUACGUUUUAUCGGUUCUCGAUCGUUAUCGCCGUGUCGGUUCCGCUGUGUUUCACCGUGGAAAUUUGACGCUUACAAGAAGCGACGAUUAAGGGUAGAUUGAGGUAAUGCUGAUCUCGACGGAUCUUCAGCAAAAGUAAAAAUCCAAACUACUCUUUAUCUUCGAAUUCUUCUUUCGUCGAAAGAUAAUACAGAAUUUAUCUCAACAAGUAUACCCAUAUUGAAUAGUGUUAAAAUUUCGAUCGUUUCUUCUACAGAGGAUUGUUUGCAUUGUUGUCAAUUCUGAUUAAUCAAGAUUGUUGUUGAAUUGAAUUUCAAAGUUCGUGUCUAUCUAUAUAAAUCGCUGGUACAAUGAGCUAGGUUUACUGGGUCUCUUAGCAUUGCGCGUAACAUAUCAUUGGCCGUAGUAAAGGGUAAGGUCGCUAGACGUGUGACUCGCGACACGGUCUGGCAAUCGUGAAACAAACAGUCCGAUUUCGCGACAUUGUCCGGGGAAAAAUCGAUCUGUAGAUCGAUCCGCGGGCACACAGGUGUGCGGGGCGCGGUCGAUUUGAAUAAGGUCGAGCUAACGAACCGCGAGACCAUAAUUCACAGAAGGUCGUACACGAGAAUUGCGUUAUCUACGGAGUUGUUCGACGGCGCUGGCUCUAUCGCGGAAUCUAUACACGACAAUUACCGUGUGUUUUUUUUUCCUUUUUAUUUUUUCUUUCUUUUUUUUUUUUUUUUUUUUUUUUAAGGCCGAUCUUCGCCACAGAUCGCGCGACCAUGGGGGAACAUUUUUCGCCUAGCCAAGCCGUUUCAUUACGUUUUUACGACGAAACAAUGGCCAUUCAAGUUGUUUGCUUCGAGCUACCGGCUCUCUGGAACACACGGAGACAUUUACGUUAUAUAAACGAUUUGAAAUCUCGGUGAAAUUCACGAUGAAUCUAUUUGAUAAUUCGUUUGAAGGUUUAAUCUACGAAGAAGCGAAAGAUUAGGAUUUGAUCGGCAUGAAUUUACAUUCUCGUUUUAACAAGAAAGGGUAUGUAAUUGAUUAAAUGAUCGAAUCGAGAGGAAAAUAUUGCGCGAGUCGAUAUUAAAUUAAUCGAUCAAAAUCACGGUAUAGAAGCAAUACGGAAGCAUGCCAUCGUACUUAUGCCAGGAUACUUAAUGUAAACCAGAUCUGACGACAUAGAAGAUUUAUUCACGAGAAGAUUCACGAGAGAACAAUCGUGAGAACAAGACCUAUUUAACUACUAACAGCCUUCAUUUUCUAUUCCUUUGAUUUAGAAAGAUUUAUUAUCAGAAUCAAAGCACGGCCAUUUCACGAUGGCUAGGACGAAUAUCCAACAACUUGGUCUUCUUUGUCUUUAUGGGAAAAUCGUGGCGCGUCACGAUCGUUUCGUCAUCGAUCAACAGUCGCAUCGAAUUCCCGAAAAGGUCAUUUCGAUUGCAAUGGCCACCAGGUUAGCACGCAACAACGCAACGAUUUACAAUAUUUAACCGGUUUGUCUUUUUUUUUAAAUGGAUCAAAUAAAAAUAAAGCUCUCGGCUAUCCAUUACGUUGAUUCACGAUCGAGUAGUCGUUGCUUCGCGGUUCAUGGAAAAAUGGAUACAGGUCGUGAAUCGUGGCUUGUAAUCGUUGAGAGAGAGGAUUGUACGAAUCGAACGUGAAUUAUUUUCCAUCCCCUCCACUUUCUUUUUCCCUCCUUUUAAUUUUUAACGAUGGUAAAUACGAAUGAAACGAAUGAAAGUGCGGCGGGGUUGAUAUAUUAAAUAUUUUAUUUCCUCGCGGUUCUCGUUUAACUAUUGUACGCGAUGAAUUUCCCCCUCCGAGAUGUAAAUUGAAAAUGAUGCUCACAAAGAGAAUAAUUUUUUUUUUCCUUUUCAUUUUGCGCCGGGAUCAUUUCAUCAACAUGCGUGUGUAUGUGUGUAUGUGUUUAAAUUACGCAGGAAAAUGGAUUAUUUAUCGCAAUUUCACCUCUCGCACAAUGCCAGCCAUCGGUGGAAUUAAAGAAGUGGGUAAGCGAUGUGCCCUAAUUUUAACUUCGAUACGAGCAACGUUAGCAGUUAUUCAUUGCCCCCAUACUUCAUGUUAAAAUCGUAAAACGUUGAAUUACGAAUGGGAGAAAUAUGGCCGAAGACGAUGUUCAUUUUACGACUUUAAUAAAUUAUUACGCGCUUCAACAUAAUCUAUUUUAAAACGUCGCGCCUUGCAUUUCUCGCCGUAUAAAAUCCACGUCGUCGAAUUCUUGGCAGGGAGGACAAAGGAAAAUUUUUAACUUCGUUUUUUUUUUUUUUUGCUCGAUCAAAAUAAUAAAUAUAUCGCUUCAAAAGUAGAUAGUUUUUUGUUUAUUGUUAUAAUAAAGUCAGUAUUUAUUUA
Messenger RNA from Apis cerana (Asiatic honeybee), 6098 nucleotides. RefSeq names its product spidroin-1. The record is from RefSeq and is a predicted model, not a curated record. Lineage: Eukaryota; Metazoa; Arthropoda; Insecta; Hymenoptera; Apidae.